Chroicocephalus ridibundus (black-headed gull) is the source of this 13949-nucleotide messenger RNA. RefSeq names its product mucin 2, oligomeric mucus/gel-forming (gene MUC2). Lineage: Eukaryota; Metazoa; Chordata; Aves; Charadriiformes; Laridae. Gene Ontology annotation, cellular component: extracellular matrix. The coding region runs from base 25 to 13719 and encodes 4564 amino acids. The transcript has 60 exons. The record is from RefSeq and is a predicted model, not a curated record. Gene Ontology annotation, biological process: response to oxidative stress. Gene Ontology annotation, molecular function: heme binding; protein binding; peroxidase activity.
CCCAGUUCACCCACCUUAGCCACGAUGGGGCUAAGAGCUGCCAGCCUUUUCAUGCUCUGGCUGGCUCUUUCCUAUGCAAAUGAAAUAAGAAAAGGAAGGACAAGAAACCAUGGCCACUAUGUCUGCAGCACUUGGGGAAACAACCACUUCAAAACUUUUGAUGGAGACAUCUAUCAAUUCCCUGGCAUUUGCGAGUAUAAUUUUGCUUCUGACUGCCGAGAGUCUUACAAGGAGUUCUCUAUCCACAUUCAACGUGGUCUGAACAGCCAUAACCACCCUGAGAUCCAGUACAUUCUGAUAACAAUCAAGGACUUUACGGUGUACCUCAGACCAAAACUGGCUGUGGUGGAUGGACGGAUUGUGAAAACACCUUACUACAGCUCUGUCUUGCUCAUUGAGAGCAACGACAUUUACACCAAGGUUUAUGCCAAAUUAGGCCUGAUUCUGAUAUGGAAUCAGGAAGAUGCACUGAUGGUGGAGCUGGACAGCAAAUUUAAUAACCAUACAUGUGGUCUCUGUGGGGAUUACAAUGGAGUUCCAAUCUACAAUGAGUUUAUCAAUGGAGAUGCAAGCUACAAUUCAAUUACAUAUGGGAAUUUACAGAAGAUCAGCAAACCCAACACCAGAUGUGAAGAUCCUGAUGAAACUCAGGCUCUUCCAAGCUGUGAUGAGCAUCGUGAUGAGUGUGAGAGCUUGCUGACUUCUUCUGCAUUUGCUGAUUGCCGGUUACGUCUUAAUUUGGAAAUGUACAUCCAAGCCUGCAUGCAGGACAAGUGUGCGUGUAGUGGAAAUGAGGACUCCUUCUGCCUCUGCAGCACCGUCUCUGAGUAUUCUCGCCAAUGUUCGCAUGCAGGUGGCCGGCCGAGUGAAUGGAGGACAUGGGACUUUUGCCCCAAGACCUGUCCUGAUACCAUGGUCUAUAGAGAAAGCAGCUCACCCUGUAUGGAUACUUGCUCACACUUGGAGAUCAGCAGCCUUUGUGAGGAACACUACGUGGAUGGUUGUUUCUGCCCUGAAGGAACUGUGUAUGAUGAUAUUACUGAAAAAGGCUGCAUACCUGCUAACCAGUGCCACUGCAGACUCCAUGGAAAGGAGUAUUCACCUGGAGAAAGCAUUACCAUUGAAUGUGAAGAAUGCACCUGUGAUUCAGGCAGAUGGACAUGCAAAGAUUUACCCUGUCCAGGCACGUGUUCAGUGGAAGGAGGUUCCCAUAUUACCACCUUUGAUGGGAAGAAAUACACCUUCCAUGGAGACUGUUACUAUGUGUUGGCCAAGGGUACUGCAGAUGACAGUCAUGCUCUCCUGGCAGAGCUGGCUCCCUGUGGCUCCACAGACAGGCAGACCUGUUUGAAGAGUCUUGUGCUGUUAGCAGAUCACAAAAAAAAUGUGGUGGUUUUCAGAUCAGAUGGCAGUGUGUUGCUGAAUGAGAUGACAGUGAACGUGCCUCAUGUGUCAGCCAGCUUCUCGGUAUUCAGGCCAUCUUCCUACUACCUUAUUGUACAAACUUCUUUUGGGCUUCAGCUGCAGAUCCAGUUGGUACCAGUCAUGCAGCUGUUUGUGACUGUGGAUCAAUCAGUUCAAGGAAAACUUCAAGGUCUUUGUGGAAACUUUAAUGGAGUGGAAGGUGAUGACUUUAAAACAAGCAGUGGGCUGGUAGAAGCUACAGGGUCUGCCUUUGCUAACACCUGGAAAGCUCAGUCCACCUGUACAGACCAGGUAGAAAAGCUGGAAGACCCCUGCAGCCUCAGUAUUGAAAGUGCAAAUUACGCUGAGCAUUGGUGUUCUUUGCUGAAAAAUCCAGAGGGUCCUUUUGCGAGAUGUCAUUUAGUCAUUGAUCCUUCAGAAUACUAUAAGAAAUGUAAAUAUGACACCUGCCUCUGCGAAGACGGUGAAGAAUGCUUGUGUGCUGCCUUGUCCUCUUACUCAAGAGCUUGUGCUUUCAAAGGGAUCAUACUGGGAGGCUGGAGAAAAAGUGUCUGCACUAGUGAAGUGUCUGCCUGCCCAGGAAACCAAAUCUUCCUUUACAAUCUUACAAUGUGCCAGCAAACCUGUCGUUCCCUUGCUGAUGGUGAAAAGUAUUGCUUGCAAGACUUUGUUCCUGUGGAUGGCUGUGGCUGCCCACAUAAUACAUACUUGGAUAACCAGGGUACCUGUGUGCCCGUCUCCAAGUGCCCAUGUUAUUACAAGGGAUCGUAUCUGGAAGCAGGGGAACAUGUCACAAAAGAUGGAGAACGUUGUGUUUGCCGAAAUGCAAAGAUCCAGUGUACUUCAGUGACAAUAAGAAUGAAAAAUGCAACAGAAUGUUCUUCUAACAAGAUGUACUUUGACUGCAACACAUCCCCAAAGUGGACUUCGCAAACGCCUGUACAACGUAGCUGUCAUACUCGUCGAACUGAUUAUUUCCAGGCAGAGUGUGUCUCAGGCUGUGUGUGUCCUAAAGGUCUAUUCGAUGAUGGGAAAGGGGGCUGUGUUCGGGAGAAGGACUGCCCAUGCAUUCAUAACAACCAGCAGUAUUCUCCUGGAGAGAAGAUAACAGUGGACUGCAACACCUGUACCUGCCAAAACGGAGAUUGGAGCUGCACUAAAGAGGUGUGCUAUGGGACUUGUAUCAUAUAUGGAAGUGGCCAUUAUAUCACCUUUGAUGGAAAAUUCUAUGACUUUGAUGGGAGUUGUGAAUAUGUGGCUACUCAGGAUUUUUGUGGUGACAAAAAUUCCAGUGGCUCGUUCAGUAUCAUCACAGAGAAUGUCCCUUGUGGAACUACAGGAGUCACCUGCUCAAAGGCUAUUAAAAUUUUUCUAGGGAAAACUGAACUGAAAUUGGAGGACAAAGAUUAUAAAGAAAUGCAGCGAGAUCACGGUGAUGAUGUGAAAUAUUGGAACAGGACAGUAGGCCUCUACCUUGUUAUUGAGGCCAGCAACGGUGUGAUGCUUAUCUGGGAUAAGAAGACUACUGUUUUCAUCAAGCUGACCCCUGAUUACAAAGGCAAAGUGUGUGGUCUGUGUGGCAACUUUGAUGACAAGUCUAACAAUGACUUUACAACAAGGAAUGGGCUGCAGGAGACUAAUGCUCUGAAGUUUGGGAAUUCCUGGAAACAGUCUUUCGUGUGCCCAGAUGUCACAGAAGAGAUUAAGCCCUGUGAUGUGAAACCACAUCGGAAGUCCUGGGCAGAAAAAGAAUGCAAUAUCAUCCGGAGUCCAGUCUUUAAUAUUUGUCACUCCAAGGUGGACCCGACUCCGUUCUAUGAAGCUUGUGUUCAUGAUGCCUGCUCUUGUGACAGUGGUGGAGACUGUGAGUGCUUCUGUUCUGCAGUUGCUGCAUAUGCUCAAGAAUGUACCAAGGCUCAGGCCUGUGUUUUCUGGAGAACUCCUGAUAUAUGCCCAAUAUUUUGUGACUACUACAACCCUCGUAAUGAGUGUGACUGGCACUAUGAGCCUUGUGGCAGUGAUGUUAUGACCUGCAGGAUGAUUAAUCAUGUCAGCACCAACUUUUCAGUACCAUACCUGGAAGGUUGCUACCCCAGAUGCCCUGAGGACAAACCUGUUUAUAAUGAAGAAACAAAGGAAUGUGUGCAUGGAGAUGAAUGUGGGUGUUACGUCAAUGGAACUUAUUAUCCUCCUGGAAACGAAAUACCCACGAAAGAGAACUGUACACAAUGUGAAUGUGGCCCCGCAGGAUCCAUAGAGUGCAAACCACUGCCAGGGUGUCCUUGUGUCAUCAAUGGAACGAGAUAUGAAGUGAAUCAAACUGUGGCACAUAUAAAGGAUGGUGACAUAUGUAAAAACUACAUUUGUGCAGAAAAUGGUUCUAUAGUUGAAAUUACUUAUCCGUGUCCGACAUCUGCUUCACCUACAACCAUUUCAACCUUCUCCCCUGUUAUUACUCUUACCACCACAGUUACGAGUACAAGCACUCCAGUAUCUACAACUCCAUGCAGUAAUUUCAUCUGUGAUUGGACUGAAUGGUUUGAUGUUAGUAAUCCUGAAAAAGAUGGCGGUGACUAUGAAACCUAUGAUGCAAUAAGACAACACGGAAACAAAAUAUGUCAAACUCCUGAAAAAAUUGAAUGCAGGGCUAAAGAUAGUCCUCAUCUGAGUUUAGAGGAACUUGGCCAAAAAGUAGAGUGUAAUGUUACGUAUGGACUAAUCUGUAGAAAUGAGGAGCAAGAUCCAACUAUGUGGGAACUUUGCUAUAAUUAUGAAAUCAGGGUAAACUGUUGUGAGGAGCAUAAAGUGCCUUGUGCGACUGAAAGUACACCGAGUCUAACACCAACAGCAACUUCAACCACCACCAGCACGACAAUACCUAUUACCACUACAACCAGGCAGACAACAUCAAUUAUCACCACGCCCAUACCUACCCCAACCAUCACAAGACAACCGCCACCAUCAGUCACCACCUCAGUAAUGUCAACUUCUUCAGUGAGCACAGUGUCCUCCCCACAUGUAUCAACAACUGUCCCCACGCCAACACCAUCAGGACCUUCCAGCAGCACCACCACGAUGCCCCCCAGCAGCACCACCAGCAGCACACCAGGCACAACGACGACUGUUACUGGCACACCAACACCCACCCCGACUACUAUAAGCACAUCCAUAACCACUUCAACAGUCACCGUCACCCCAUCACUGACGCCUUCACCCGCAACACCUGAAGACUGUUCCUGCAAGUGGACAGACUGGAUUGAUGUGAGUUACCCAGAUGGUUCUGACAGAAACAGUGGUGACUACGAAACCUUUGAGAAUAUUCUGAAGAACGACCCCUCCUGGGUCUGCGCGAAAGUUGAGAAUAUUUCUUGCAGAGCAGAGAAAUUCCCUGGGGUUGCCAUUGAAGAUUUAGGGCAGAAGGUGGAAUGCAGUGUUGACAGAGGGCUUACCUGUAACAACAGCGAUCAGCGCCCAGGUGGUAUGGUACAGAUACCAGUCUGCCUCAAUUACGAGAUCAGUGUCUGCUGCGUUCCCGACCGACCAGAGUGUUUCCCAACGACAACCCCACCUUCAUCCACAACGUCGUCUCUACCCACAUCGACAACCGCACCAACGCCAUCGGGGCCUCCCAGCAGCACCACAACCACCACCACCACAACCACGACCACACCCCCCACCAGCACCACGACCAGCAGCACCCCAGGCACAACGACGACUGUUCCUGGCACACCAACACCCACCCCGACGACUACAAGCACAUCCGUGCCCACACCAACAUACACCACCUCCCUGCCAUCUCCAACCACACCACCUAGAGAGGGUACAACGACUGAAUCAGGAACAUCGACAAAGACGAGUACUCCAGUUACUCCUUCGGCUACCCCACUGCCAACAACCAGAACGACAGAAACGGAAAGUUCGGUGUCUACCACAGGCACCACAAUCCAACAGUCAACACCAUCGGUACCAACAAGCACAGUGACGGUCACCACCUCCGGAGUCACUGAAACAGGAACGACCAGCAAACCCACCACUUCGGGACCCACACCCUCAGGAUCCACUCCCCGCAGCACCACAAUAAUAACAGAACCAUCUACCCACGAGACCACUACCACCGGGACUAGCAGCCCUCCCACAGGAUCACGGACCACCGCCAUCAGCACCCCCACCAGCAGCACCCCGGGCACAACGACGACUGCUCCUGGCACACCAACACCCACCCCGACGACUACAAGCACAUCCGUGCCCACACCAACAUACACCACCUCCCUGCCAUCUCCAACCACAACACCUGGAGACUGUUCCUGCAAGUGGACAGACUGGAUUGAUGUGAGUUACCCAGAUGGUUCUGACAGAAACAGUGGUGACUACGAAACCUUUGAGAAUAUUCUGAAGAACGACCCCUCCUGGGUCUGCGCGAAAGUUGAGAAUAUUUCUUGCAGAGCAGAGAAAUUCCCUGGGGUUGCCAUUGAAGAUUUAGGGCAGAAGGUGGAAUGCAGUGUUGACAGAGGGCUUACCUGUAACAACAGCGAUCAGCGCCCAGGUGGUAUGGUACAGAUACCGGUCUGCCUCAAUUACGAGAUCAGUGUCUGCUGCGUUCCCGACCGACCAGAGUGUUUCCCACCGACAACCACACCUUCAUCCACAACGUCGUCUCUACCCACAUCAACAACCGCACCAACGCCAUCGGGGCCUCCCAGCAGCACCACAACCACCACCACCCCAACCACGACCACACCCCCCACCAGCACCACGACCAGCAGCACCCCAGGCACAACGACAACUGCUCCUGGCACACCAACACCCACCCCGACGACUACAAGCACAUCCGUGCCCACACCAACAUACACCACCUCCCUGCCAUCUCCAACCACACCACCUAGAGAGGGUACAACGACUGAAUCAGGAACAUCGACAAAGACGAGUACUCCAGUUACUCCUUCGGCUACCCCACUGCCAACAACCAGAACGACAGAAACGGAAAGUUCGGUGUCUACCACAGGCACCACAAUCCAACAGUCAACACCAUCGGUACCAACAAGCACAGUGACGGUCACCACCUCCGGAGUCACUGAAACAGGAACGACCAGCAAACCCACCACUUCGGGACCCACACCCUCAGGAUCCACUCCCCGCAGCACCACAAUAAUAACAGAACCAUCUACCCACGAGACCACUACCACCGGGACUAGCAGCCCUCCCACAGGAUCACGGACCACCGCCAUCAGCACCCCCACCAGCAGCACCCCGGGCACAACGACAACUGCUCCUGGCACACCAACACCCACCCCGACGACUACAAGCACAUCCGUGCCCACACCAACAUACACCACCUCCCUGCCAUCUCCAACCACAACACCUGGAGACUGUUCCUGCAAGUGGACAGACUGGAUUGAUGUGAGUUACCCAGAUGGUUCUGACAGAAACAGUGGUGACUACGAAACCUUUGAGAAUAUUCUGAAGAACGACCCCUCCUGGGUCUGCGCGAAGGUUGAGAAUAUUUCUUGCAGAGCAGAGAAAUUCCCUGGGGUUGCCAUUGAAGAUUUAGGGCAGAAGGUGGAAUGCAGUGUUGACAGAGGGCUUAUCUGUAACAACAGCGAUCAGCGCCCAGGUGGUAUGGUACAGAUACCGGUCUGCCUCAAUUACGAGAUCAGUGUCUGCUGCGUUCCCGACCGACCAGAGUGUUUCCCACCGACAACCACACCUUCAUCCACAACGUCGUCUCUACCCACAUCAACAACCGCACCAACGCCAUCGGGGCCUCCCAGCAGCACCACAACCACCACCACCCCAACCACGACCACACCCCCCACCAGCACCACGACCAGCAGCACCCCAGGCACAACGACAACUGCUCCUGGCACACCAACACCCACCCCGACGACUACAAGCACAUCCGUGCCCACACCAACAUACACCACCUCCCUGCCAUCUCCAACCACACCACCUAGAGAGGGUACAACGACUGAAUCAGGAACAUCGACAAAGACGAGUACUCCAGUUACUCCUUCGGCUACCCCACUGCCAACAACCAGAACGACAGAAACGGAAAGUUCGGUGUCUACCACAGGCACCACAAUCCAACAGUCAACACCAUCGGUACCAACAAGCACAGUGACGGUCACCACCUCCGGAGUCACUGAAACAGGAACGACCAGCAAACCCACCACUUCGGGACCCACACCCUCAGGAUCCACUCCCCGCAGCACCACAAUAAUAACAGAACCAUCUACCCACGAGACCACUACCACCGGGACUAGCAGCCCUCCCACAGGAUCACGGACCACCGCCAUCAGCACCCCCACCAGCAGCACCCCGGGCACAACGACGACUGCUCCUGGCACACCAACACCCACCCCGACGACUACAAGCACAUCCGUGCCCACACCAACAUACACCACCUCUCUGCCAUCUCCAACCACAACACCUGGAGACUGUUCCUGCAAGUGGACAGACUGGAUUGAUGUGAGUUACCCAGAUGGUUCUGACAGAAACAGUGGUGACUACGAAACCUUUGAGAAUAUUCUGAAGAACGACCCCUCCUGGGUCUGCGCGAAAGUUGAGAAUAUUUCUUGCAGAGCAGAGAAAUUCCCUGGGGUUGCCAUUGAAGAUUUAGGGCAGAAGGUGGAAUGCAGUGUUGACAGAGGGCUUAUCUGUAACAACAGCGAUCAGCGCCCAGGUGGUAUGGUACAGAUACCGGUCUGCCUCAAUUACGAGAUCAGUGUCUGCUGCGUUCCCGACCGACCAGAGUGUUUCCCACCGACAACCACACCUUCAUCCACAACGUCGUCUCUACCCACAUCAACAACCGCACCAACGCCAUCGGGGCCUCCCAGCAGCACCACAACCACCACCACCCCAACCACGACCACACCCCCCACCAGCACCACGACCAGCAGCACCCCAGGCACAACGACAACUGCUCCUGGCACACCAACACCCACCCCGACGACUACAAGCACAUCCGUGCCCACACCAACAUACACCACCUCCCUGCCAUCUCCAACCACACCACCUAGAGAGGGUACAACGACUGAAUCAGGAACAUCGACAAAGACGAGUACUCCAGUUACUCCUUCGGCUACCCCACUGCCAACAACCAGAACGACAGAAACGGAAAGUUCGGUGUCUACCACAGGCACCACAAUCCAACAGUCAACACCAUCGGUACCAACAAGCACAGUGACGGUUACCACCUCCGGAGUCACUGAAACAGGAACGACCAGCAAACCCACCACUUCGGGACCCACACCCUCAGGAUCCACUCCCCGCAGCACCACAAUAAUAACAGAACCAUCUACCCACGAGACCACUACCACUGGGACUAGCAGCCCUCCCACAGGAUCACGGACCACCGCCAUCAGCACCCCCACCAGCAGCACCCCGGGCACAACGACAACUGCUCCUGGCACACCAACACCCACCCCGACGACUACAAGCACAUCCGUGCCCACACCAACAUACACCACCUCCCUGCCAUCUCCAACCACACCACCUAGAGAGGGUACAACGACUGAAUCAGGAACAUCGACAAAGACGAGUACUCCAGUUACUCCUUCAGCUACCCCACUGCCAACAACCAGAACGACAGAAACGGAAAGUUCGGUGUCUACCACAGGCACCACAAUCCAACAGUCAACACCAUCGGUACCAACAAGCACAGUGACGGUCACCACCUCCGGAGUCACUGAAACAGGAACGACCAGCAAACCCACCACUUCGGGACCCACACCCUCAGGAUCCACUCCCCGCAGCACCACAAUAAUAACAGAAUCAUCUACCCAUGAGACCACUACCACUGGGACUAGCAGCCCUCCCACAGGAUCACGGACCACCGCCAUCAGCACCCCCACCAGCAGCACCCCGGGCACAACGACAACUGCUCCUGGCACACCAACACCCACCCCGACGACUACAAGCACAUCCGUGCCCACACCAACAUACACCACCUCCCUGCCAUCUCCAACCACACCACCUGGAGACUGUUCCUGCAGGUGGACAGACUGGAUUGAUGUGAGUUACCCAGAUGGUUCUGACAGAAACAGUGGUGACUACGAAACCUUUGAGAACAUUCUGAAGAACGACCCCUCCUGGGUCUGCGCGAAGGUUGAGAAUAUUUAUUGCAGAGCAGAGAAAUUCCCUGAGGUUGCCAUUGAAGAUUUAGGGCAGAAGGUGGAAUGCAGUGUUGACAGAGGGCUUAUCUGUAACAACAGCGAUCAGCGCCCAGGUGGUAUGGUACAGAUACCAGUCUGCCUCAAUUACGAGAUCAGUGUCUGCUGCGUUCCCGACCGACCAGAGUGUUUCCCACCGACAACCACACCUUCAUCCACAACGUCAUCUCUACCCACAUCGACAACCGCACCAACGCCAUCGGGGCUUCCCAGCAGCACCACAACCACCACCACCCCAACCACGACCACACCCCCCACCAGCACCACGACCAGCAGCACCCCAGGCACAACGACGACUGUUCCUGGCACACCAACACCCACCCCAACGACUACAAGCGCAUCCGUGCCCACACCAACAUACACCACCUCCCUGCCAUCUCCAACCACACCACCUAGAGAGGGUACAACGACUGAAUCAGGAACAUCGACAAAGACGAGUACUCCAGUUACUCCUUCGGCUACCCCACUGCCAACAACCAGAACGACAGAAACGGAAAGUUCGGUGUCUACCACAGGCACCACAGUCCAACAGUCAACACCAUCGGUACCAACAAGCACAGUGACGGUCACCACCUCCGGAGUCACUGAAACAGGAACGACCAGCAAACCCACCACUUCGGGACCCACACCCUCAGGAUCCACUCCCCGCAGCACCACAAUAAUAACAGAACCAUCUACCCACACGACCGCUACCACCGGGACUAGCAGCCCUCCCACAGGAUCACGGACCACCGCCAUCAGCACCCCCACCAGCAGCACCCCGGGCACAACGACAACUGUUCCGGGCACACCAACACGGACCCCCAUUACUAGAAGCACAUUCCGAACACCAGUAAUAAUCACCAAAACGCCACAUCCUCCGACUAGAUUACCACAACAGGGUACAACGACUGAAUCAGGAACAUCGACAAAGACGAGUACUCCAGUUACUCCUUCGGCUACCCCACUGCCAACAACCAGAACGACAGAAACGGAAAGUUCGGUGUCUACCACAGGCACCACAAUCCAACAGUCAACACCAUCGGUACCAACAAGCACAGUGACGGUCACCACCUCCGGAGUCACUGAAACAGGAACGACCAGCAAACCCACCACUUCGGGACCCACACCCUCAGGAUCCACUCCCCGCAGCACCACAAUAAUAACAGAACCAUCUACCCACGAGACCACUACCACCGGGACUAGCAGCCCUCCCACAGGAUCGCGGACCACCAGCAUCACCACCACAACCUCAGGACCAUCUUCACCAAUGUCUACAGCGAGUACUACUUCAUCACCACCACCAGAAUCAACAAGCACAGUGGUAGUCACCACCUCUGGAGUCACUGAAACAGGAACGACCAGCAAAGCCACCACUUCAGGGCCCACACCCUCAGCAUCCACUCCCCACAGCACCACGAUAGUAACUGAAUUUGGCAGCACAAUGACAGUCACUGCAUCUCACACUACUUUGACAAGAUCAACUACCUUUCCUGCCACCACAACUUCAGGACCAUCCUCUGUAGAGUCUACUGCUAGUACUACUGUAUCUCUGCCAUCAUUAUCAACCAGCCCCACGUCAGUCACCACCUCUGGUACAACACCAACAGAAUCUUUUACCACAACGUCGGGAACAACCUCUAAGAAUUUUACCGCAAUCACUGCGACCACCACUACCUCUGAAAUUGUUUCCACUGGCUCAUCUGGUACUUCUGGGCCUACUGCAACAUCAAGUGCAGUCACCAUUUCAGGAAGUUCUACACACAGUAGAGUUACUCCACCCAGUCCUCCAAGUUCAACUACAAGUCCAAAAAAUUGUACCAUUUCACCUAAUGAAUCUUAUGCACCAGGUGACUCAUGGUGGCUCUGUAACUGCACUAAUGCAAUAUGUAUAGAAGACAAUAUAAUCCAGUUGGUUCCCAUAAUCUGUAAUCCACCUCCUAAACCUACAUGUGCCAAUGGGCUUUCUCCUGUGCCAGUCAUUGAUAAGGAUGGAUGCUGUUGGCACUGGGAGUGUGAUUGCUACUGCACUGGCUGGGGAGACCCACAUUACAUGACUUUUGAUGGUCUGUACUACAGCUAUCAAGGGAAUUGUACAUAUGUCCUUGUGGAAGAGAUUAAUAAGGAAGUUGACAACUUUGGUGUUUACAUUGAUAACUACCAUUGUGACACACGGGAUGUAGUCUCCUGUCCUCGAACGAUCAUUGUGAGACAUGAGACUCAGGAAGUGCGCAUAGCAACAGUCAAACCAAAUACCCUACAAGUAGAGGUGACAGUAAACAAACAGCCAGUGGCUUUGCCUUAUAAAAAAUUUGGCGUGAGCAUCUAUGAGUCAGGCAUAAAUCAUGUAGUGGAAAUUCCUGAACUGAAAAUGAAUGUGACCUACAAUGGCUUGUCCUUCUCUAUCAGAAUGCCCUACAGCCGGUUUGGCAACAACACUUAUGGGCAGUGUGGUGUUUGCAAUAACAAUACAGCAGAUGACUGCAUGUUGCCAAACGGAAACAUUGCAGAAAACUGUGAAACCAUGGCAGACCAUUGGCAAGUUGUUGAUCCCUCCAAACCACAGUGCUCUCCAGGCCUAAAUCCUACAAAACCACCUAUCACAACGCCAGCGGAGUCUUACAAAAAUUUUACCAUCUGCGAGCUUCUUUUGGGAAGUGUAUUUGAACCAUGCCAUAGCUUUGUCCGGCCUGAAAAGUACUAUGCAGCCUGCCUUUUUGAUAGUUGGGCACUUCCCGGCUUAGACCUGGAGUGCUCAAGUCUGCAGGUCUAUGCUGCCACCUGUGCUGAUCAAAGUGUAUGCAUUGACUGGAGAAGUCAUACCAAUGGUGUUUGCUCUUAUAAAUGCCCCUCAGAUAAAGAAUACAGAGCAUGUGGUCCUAUUAAAGAGACAACCUGCAAAUCAAGUCAACAAAACGAAACUUCAACUAAAUAUGUGGAAGGCUGUUUCUGUCCUAAUGGAACAAUGCUGUACGACGAUGCUGUGGAUGUCUGUGUGAAAACCUGCGGCUGUGUUGGAGUUGAUAUGAUACCAAGAGAGUUUGGGGAAAAGUUUACGGUAGACUGUCAGGACUGUAUUUGCCUGGAAGGUGGAAAUGGCAUUGUAUGUGAGCCUCAUGUCUGUGCCAAACCAAAUAAGACCAGUUGUGAUGGAGAAGGCUUCUAUGAGGUCAAUGAAGUCAAUUCUGAAGACUCCUGCUGCCCCAUUGUCACCUGCAAAUGCAAUACAAGCUUGUGCACAACUAAAGCUCCCAAGUGUGCACUGGGAUUUGAAGUUGAUUCUCAUAUUCCCAGUGGUCAGUGCUGUCCUGUGUACCAGUGUGUUCCCAAGAGGGUUUGUGUACAUCAGAAUGCCGAGUUCUUGCCUAACUCCUCAGUCUUCAUUGAUAAGUGUCAGAAUUGUUUCUGCACUAACGAAGUUAACGUCAGCACUCAACUGAAUAUCAUCUCAUGUGAACAUAUUCCAUGCAACACAUAUUGUAAACCAGGAUAUGAACUUCAACCAGUGAAAGGUGAAUGUUGUGGAAGAUGUGUGCAGACUAAGUGUGUUAUACGUACAGCAAACAAUUCUAACCUCAUCUUGAGUCCUGGAGAGUUUAAAAAUGAUCCUUACAACAACUGCACCAUUUAUAGCUGUUCAAAUAUCCACAAUCAGCUUAUCUCUUCCACAUCUGAGAUUACCUGCCCAGCAUUCAAUGAGGAUACCUGCAAACCUGGAACUAUUACAUUCUUACCUAACGGUUGUUGCAAAACCUGUACACCUCUGGAUAGUGGCACACCAUGCUUUGUCCGUGAAAGAAAAGACUUUAUUGUCUAUAAGGGCUGCCGAUCUGUGGACAGAGUUGUCAUGACUGAAUGUGAAGGAACAUGUGGAACCUUCUCGCUAUACUCUGCUGAGGCCAAUUCUAUGGAGCACAGCUGUUCCUGCUGCAGGGAAACAAGGACUACUGUGAGGAAAGCAGAACUGAAAUGUCCCAAUGGGCAUUCAAUUUCACAUGAGUAUAUAUACGUGGAAAGCUGCAGCUGUCAAGACACUGAAUGCAGAAGCAGCUCACAAUCCAGCGAGUCGCAGAGUACAGAAGAAAAUGACAAAGCAAGCACUCUGAACCGUAUCAAGAGGGCCAUCAGCUUAACAUCAAAAUGAAGGAGAAAAAACCUAGCAGCAUUCAACUAAAAGGACUAUGCAUCAUUCUCAUCUUCCUUGACUACUUCUGAACUUCGCUUUUCCUAGUUACUGUAUCCUGUUUGUUCUCUGCUAAUUUUUAACAGUGCUCUAUUUAUUUGUGCGCAAAAUUAGAACACAAAUUUGUAUUCUUCCAAGUGCAUAGCCUUUUGGGUCCUUUUAUAAUCAGCUUGUUCUCUUUGAAUGAUUAA